Messenger RNA from Candidula unifasciata, 2346 nucleotides. The record is from the annotation of a GenBank genome assembly. NCBI's taxonomy places the organism in Eukaryota, Metazoa, Mollusca, Gastropoda, Stylommatophora, Geomitridae.
AUGGAUUCUACGGAUGAGAUUAUCUUUAAUUCCAGUCUUGACUUGUUUGAUGAUAUAGAAGAGCUUCAUGAUGCUGAUGGUGAUAAAAACACUAGAGGUUCACAACCACUGUCUACUGCUGAUAACUCAACAAGUGCAAUACCUAGUGAUUGUAAACCCGCAACAAGUGCAAUAACCAGUGAUUGUAAACCUUUAACAUAUUUUACAGGCAGCAUAUUACCUGACAAUACAAAUACACUACAGGCUUGUAAUUCAGUAUCCCAAGUUUCCUAUGUCGAGCCUAAAGAAAAUGGACUUUCAGAAUACUUUCAGGAAGGAUAUUACAAAGAAUAUUUACAUUCUAGUCCAUUUAAUAAGAUUGAUGGAUCAUCUGAAGAAGAGUCAUUACUUGGGCUUCCUAGUAAAAGACAUAAAAUCUGUGAGUCUGAUGAGGAGUUUGUGGAUGACCGUGAUAUGGUGAUGGAAGGAAGCUGUGAUAAUAUUAGUAUUUUAAAUGUUUCAGACAACUCUCUGCAUAAUUUGAGUGGUGAUUUACCAGGCCAGUCUACAGAAGACAAUGUAGGUACAAGUGCUCAAAGACUCAUUUCCCAAACUGAAUCUUCUAGACUAUCUGAAGCUGUGCCUAUUGGUGGUGACAUUAACUCAGUGAAUGAUCUCAGCAUUAACACUGUUCCUGUGGUUCGGGAAACAUCUGUUAACAGUGAUAAUGCUUUCACUGAUUUUGAUCAAUUAUCAUUUGAUACAAAAAGCAUAAAUAACCAAGAAAAGUCCAGCAUAAAUCCAAAUACUGAAGUUGAAGUUAUAUCACAGAAAUCACCAUCUGUAUGGUCAAAUGUUUCUGAAUUAAUUUGCCCAUUCUGUGACAUACAGCUAGACAAUCUAUGGCUUAUGAACAGUCAUAUAGAGAACUUGCAUUCUGACACUUUUAAUGGGGAAGCGGCUGCAUUGAAUCAUACUUUCCUGUUUGUGUGCCCAUUCUGUGACCUUGACCUUGGAGACAUUUCUGCCUUAGAUUUACAUCUUCUAGCUGCCCACGGUGAGGAACAGGAGCCGCUGCAGGCUGGUGUAACAUGCCCACUUUGCGGUGUCCUUUGUCAUUCAGAGGAUGAUCUGAAGCUGCACAUUAAAACACAUGCUACUGAUGAAACAGUGUACGGAGUCAGUGAAGUUGACCAGGAGGUGGUCUUUCCAGCUACUUCGUCUCACCCUCUAAUGAGAUGUCCAGUGUGUUCGCUGGAGAUGGCAGAUGGGGACCUACUCGCCUCACAUGUUGAAAGCCACUUCAACCCUCACCACAGACCUGGAUUUGACAAUGAAUUAGGCAGCAAACAAGGGGCCAUGCAGGAAAAUAUACCUGUGGAAAAGGUACCACCAAAACAGAAGUCGUCCAGCAAUCAAAGUGUUCCAUCAACCAGUCAAGGAAACUGGAAGUCGUCAAAUGGCAAAGGAAGCAUCAGCUACAAGCAACAGUAUGAGCAAAAUUUGGAGAGGGCAGUAGUUGGAGGCAAAAUGACAGUGACUGAUUUCCAUGAGCAAAAGCUUUUGAUGGCUGAAACUGAGUGUUUGGGUGUGGAUAAUGGAAGCACAAGAACGCAGGGCGUCAUAGAAAAACUGGAGUACUUAUACAGAAAUCAAGCCCGUCCUGGCCAGGCAGCUUAUUUGUGUUCUCCUGUGGACCACUUCGCUGGCUCCUAUGGAGACAAAGGUUGGGGAUGUGGCUACAGGAACUUUCAGAUGAUGCUUUCGUGUCUGUCAAGGCAUCCAGAUUAUGCUAGGAAACUGUUCGCAGGUGAAAACAUCUCAAUUCCUUCCAUUCCCAAAAUCCAACAGAUGAUUGAGCUGGCGUGGAAGAAAGGAUUUGAUCCUCCUGGUUGCAGGCAGUUGGGAGGCCACUUAGUCAAUACUAGCAAGUGGAUUGGGGCCACAGAGAUCGUUGCCACACUUUCCUCUCUGGGUAUUAGAUGCCAUCUUGCUGACUUCCAUGCCCCUUCAUCUUCAGACGGGACACAUCCUCGGCUUUUGGAAUGGGUCAGGAGCUAUUUCUGCAGACGUCAGCAGGAAUUUUUACCACCUCUUUACUUACAACAUCAAGGUCAUAGUCGCACAGUCAUUGGGGUGGAGGUGGAACGUGGGACAACCAAACUACUUUUGUUCGAUCCUGGGACACCAAGUGACCAAAUGGCUUCUGUGGCAAGGGGUCAGCUGACAUGGAAACACAUGAGAAUAUUCCGUCGCACACAGUCGGGGUUCAAGUCCAGGCAGUAUCAAAUUGUAGCCGUCACAGGAUUGCUGACAGAUGCAGAGUAUCAGGAAAGCAAGACAUUGAAGUCCGAACAAGUCUCGUGA